UGACUGUGAGGCGGUGGUGAUACAGACACUCCCAUUGCUAUCUCGCUCCUCCUUUGUUUCUACAAUUCUCUACAAAUAGAGCCUCACAGCUGAAGGUUAAGAUUCUCCCACCACGCCCACAAUCUUUUCCUUCUUCCUUCUCUCCCUCUCCUUUUCUCUCACACUGAUCCUUUGCCAUUUGCAGAGUGUCUGUGUGAGAGAAUUAAACACCAUUCUCUGCUCUCUCUCUCUCUCUCUCUCUCUCUGACAUUUUUGAUUUAUCAAAGAUAAAGGCCCUGCCUUUCUAUCCUUCUUCUCUCUUGGAUUGGAACCACCAUCUCUAAACAAUCUUAAUUCACCAAAUUUGACACACACAAAAGUCCUAAUGGGUACUCAAUUUUGGUAUUGCAUCACCCUCCUCCUUCUCAUCAUUGCCAAAGGGGUCACAGGGGCAACAUUCACAUUCACAAACAAGUGUGACUUCACAGUAUGGCCAGGAAUUCUAGCCAGCGCCGGCAGCCCCAAGCUGGACAGCACAGGCUUCGAGCUCGCCAAAGGCAGCUCCCGCUCCUUCCAAGCCCCGACAGGCUGGUCCGGCCGCUUCUGGGGCCGAACCGGCUGCAACUUCGACGGUUCGGGCCACGGCUCAUGUUCGACCGGCGACUGCGGUUCGGGCCAGCUUGAGUGCAACGGCGCCGGAGCUGCACCGCCAGCCACUCUAGCCGAGUUCACACUCGGCUCGGGCUCUCCAGACUUCUAUGACGUCAGCCUGGUUGACGGUUAUAACUUACCUAUGAUCGUUGAAGGGAGCGGGGGAUCAGGUACGUGCGCGUCCACGGGCUGCGCUACGGACCUCAACCGUCGGUGCCCCGCCGAGCUCAAAGUAGACGGCGGCGGCGCCUGCAAGAGCGCAUGCGACGCGUUUGGGACUCCGGAGUAUUGUUGCAACGGCGAGUAUGGGUCACCGUCCACGUGUAAGCCGUCCAUGUACUCGCAGCUGUUUAAGUCCGCGUGCCCCAAAUCGUACAGCUACGCUUACGACGAUGCAUCCAGUACGUUUACGUGUACGGGUGCUGACUAUACGAUCACAUUUUGCGCUUCUCUUCUUCCAAGUGUAAAAUCCGCAACAGAUUCCUCUUCACAAACAACCGAUGGUUCAGGGUCAGAUUCCGGGUCGGACUUACUGGCCUCAUCAUUGCUUGCAGAUUUGGCCGCAGGGGAUUCAACAAGAGCCCAACCUUCCAUGGCUCUCCGAAGCAUGUUGGUUUUGGUCAUCUCCUUGGCCCUCUCAUUUUCACAGUUAUAGUAGCAGACAGGCAGCCACUCAUGUCCCAAAGGAGUAUGAGUCCACUAAUUGGCAUCCUUGAUCUUGGGAGUCCCUAUAAAAAGCAGCAACAGCAACACCCACUUCCAAAUCCCCCCAUUUUGAGCGUUCAAUACUUACACAUAUAUUAAUGCAUAAAGCAUAAGCAUUUGUUUAGAAAUAAAAAUGUGCUUUUUUGCCCCUUGUUA
Messenger RNA from Prunus avium (sweet cherry), 1491 nucleotides. RefSeq names its product thaumatin-like protein 1. The record is from RefSeq and is a predicted model, not a curated record. Lineage: Eukaryota; Viridiplantae; Streptophyta; Magnoliopsida; Rosales; Rosaceae.